UGCGUAGGACUAUUCAAACAUGCACAUUAACCCAAAAUGUACAUAAUGUGUAUAAGUUGAUAAUCAUAAUCAAUCAAAAUUACUUUUAGCAGGUUAUGUAAUAAAGCUGUAAAAUAUUAAUUUACCAUCCCAAAUCUGGUCAUCGAAUCAAUUCUGGCGGUCUCCCGAAAACGGUUGAUUUACGUAGAGUUUACUUAAAGCACAUAAGGGCAUAUCCGUCUUUCUGUCCUAACAAAGCAAACAGCAAUAUAUCUUGCCAAACUAAAAAAAGAAAAAAAAAGAAAGAGAUGAUGAAAGCAAAGUAAAGGGCCUCACUUUUGUUAGUGUCACUUUGGAGAAUUGCUUUGGCAUUGGAAAAAUAAGUGGAGAGACCAUUAAUUGUUGAGUUGAAUUAACAAAAUUAAUAAUAAUAAUAAUGCAGCAAAUUCCUAAUGAAGUAGCUACUCUUUUCUACAAUGUCUCUAGCUCUUUGUUUCUUCUCUUCAUUUUUUUCCAUCUCACUUCCAUUUUUCUUGCCAAGAUAUUCACCUUCUUCGGCGGCAAUCCAUUUCACCUAAGGAAUCAAGAUGGAUACGAAUUCGGCGCGUUUUCUGAUGAGGAAAACAUGGAAGAUGAGAAUAUUGAGUAUUACGGCGGCAUGGAGGCUAAUAAUGGUAUGGAGGAGAAAAUCAGUUUUGUGGAAAACGCGGUUUAUCGUGAAAGAGAAGUGGUAAUGAGUGAAUCAAAUGAUGACGAGGACGACCGAGAAUCGUUGGAAGAAGAAAGUAGUAUAGGUGAUGUUAGUAGUGAAGAAAUUACAAGUAGCUACACCACACCUGCAUCUAUUGAAUCCACUGAUAAUGAUGAUGAUGAUGAUGAACAAGAGAUUCCGAGGACAAAAGAUUCUUUCUAUGAUUCUGAACCAAAUCAAAAUGACCCCACAUCAACAACAACAACAUCAUUUCAUCAUCAAGAUUUUUCAGAGAGUAAUACGACUAAAUAUGAUAGCGGCCGAUCGCACAAGGUUGUUACAAGAAACGAGGCGGAAAACAUUAAGAUGAUGAGUUUGAGGGAAGAAGAAAAUUUCCUGGUGUUUAAACCGACAAUGAAAGGAAAGAAGUUGAUGGAAGAGAAGGAUGAGAUUUACGGAGACACGUUAACGGUUGGAUCGACGUCUAAAGAUUCAUCGGAAUGGAGAAGCUCAAUCAACUGUACGGACGAUCCAUUUUCUUCUUCAUCGAGAAGGAGCUGCCCCAAUUGGGAAUCCUACACCGUCUUCCAAAAGUACGACGAAGAAAUGCUGUUUUUAGACCGUAUCAGCCUUCAAAAGCUCCACGAAACAGAGUCGAUGAGAUCGAUACAAGCGUGUCCACGAUCCAUAUCAGAAAGAAUUGUCCACAAAUUGACAACAAAGAGACAAAAAACAUCAGAAUACCGACAAAAUCCGUACCACGAACUGGAAUCGGCUUAUGUGGCACAAAUAUGCUUGACAUGGGAAGCUCUAAACUGGAACUACAACUACUUUCAACGGCUAAGGGCCUCACGCGCUCAAGAAUCUGAUCCAGGGUGCCCUGCUUACGUGGCGCAGCAGUUCCAACAGUUCCAAGUUCUCUUGCAAAGGUACGUCGAAAACGAGCCUUACGAGCACGGUCGAAGACCCGAGAUAUACGCAAGAAUGAGAAGUUUGGCACCUAAACUUCUUCAGGUUCCAGAAUAUCGAGAUUCGGAAGAUGAUAAGAGAGAGGAAGGGGUAAGUACAAGCUCGAGAAUCCCGUCGAGGUCGUUUCUAAUAAUAAUGGAAGAAUCAAUAAGGACAUUCCUGAAUUUUAUGAAACAAGACAAAAAAAAUCACUACCAAAUGCUGGCUGAUUUAUUCAGGAGGAGGAGGAACAAUAAAAGGGGAUCAGCUGAUGCUACUCUCCUCUUCCUACUAAAGAAAGUUAACAAAAAGAAAAAGUCAAAGAUUAAGGAGCUUCGUCGAAGAGGAAAGUGCAUGAGAAGAAGGAGGAUGAAAAAUGAAGAAGAGAAAGGCGAGCUGGAGAUAAUGAUGGCGCAAAUAGACCUAAAAGUGGUAUCGAGAGUGUUGAGAAUGGGGGAUUUGAACGGAGAACAGUUGCAUUGGUGUGAAAACAAGAUGAGUAAAGUAAGAGUAUCGGAUGGGAAACUACAGAGAGAUUCCUCUCCCCUUUUUUUCCCUGCACCACCAGCGGAUGAUGAACACUAUGUCCCACCACCACCAUGCACCCACCCACCACCCUUGAAUGCUAAUUAUUAAAACAAUUACACAUGAAAAGGAGGCUGCUUUAUAUAUACACAUAUUGAUUGAUGACUAGACGCUGAUUCUGUCUAUUUGCAUGACUUUGCAUGCUACAUAUCCACUUUUCGUAAAUAUAAAAUACACUUAAUUUAUAUGAUACUUGAA
Messenger RNA from Erythranthe guttata (spotted monkey flower), 2401 nucleotides. Its product is annotated as DNA ligase (DUF1666). The record is from RefSeq and is a predicted model, not a curated record. NCBI's taxonomy places the organism in Eukaryota, Viridiplantae, Streptophyta, Magnoliopsida, Lamiales, Phrymaceae.